CAAGCAAUUGAAGUUUAACUUCCGCUCAUAUCUACUGAACCUGGGAUCUUGAUUCAUUUAUAACUAAAGCUAAAGAUAUAACAAUUGCAAACAUUGCGUUGUUUAAAGCUAUAGUUAAGACUAUGUCGAAGGUCUUGUCGAAUGAAGAUUUGGAGCUUAUGGCAGCUGGUUUCACGGCUAUUCUUGGUUUUCAAGUCGUUCAUGGCCCAGCAGGCGAAGGAUUACCUAAGCUAACGAUAAACAAGCUAUUUCACUGCACCUAUAUACCAAGAACAUUGGAAAAUGUUCCCGAGGGAGAAUCGUUUGAGGUCCAUGUCAAGACCAUCACAGGCGCUACGACUACUGUGAGUGUUACUGGCCAUCACACCAUUGCCGAGGUAAAAGCUGCAGUUGAAGUACAGCAAAAUAUACCUGCGAGGGACCAACGACUUAUGUUUGAUGGAAGGCCUUUGGAGGAACAUCAUACGAUCUCCGGUCUCGACGUGCCCCCGGGCGGUACGAUUUUCUUGCUUGUGCGCUCGCCAGGCACGGGACCUGAAUUUCAGCUCGAUACAGACGAACUAGCCCCUCGUUUUAACUACGAUUUUACUAAUGAAUCCGACGAUGGUAAGGUAUACAUGAGAGGAGGGAAGCCAUACAAGCGACCGUAUGGUUGGAAGAGAUUUGCAGUCAAAGUGCUCGGUGUUUACGGGUCAGAUACCUGGCUCGGCCCGGACGGUAUACGUACCCAAGAGGCUCAAGGGGAGUGGCCUGUGUCCUACCAUGGCACAAACCUGCAGUCUGCUAAAGCAAUUAUGGACACAGGUUAUAAAAAAGGACCAAAAGAGAGGUUUGCUAAAGCAGUUUAUUCAAGCCCUUCUAUUGAUAUGGUCGAGAAGUACUACGCCACAGAGUUCGAGUUCAAAGGAAAUAAUUGGAAAAUAGUUCUACAGAAUCGAGUAAAACCGGAUGCAGAUCACCUGAUCGUGAUUCCCGCCAAUGGCACAGGUCUUGGUGCUGAGUACUGGUUGUCUCCAAAGCAAGAUGCUGAUAAAGGUGUUUACGAUGUCAGGCCCUAUGGCAUCCUUUUUAAAAAAGUAUCAUAAACUAAUACGUGUUCGACUAUAUGCAUGUAGCGAAUUCUAUGACCUAAUAUCUAAUAAGUAAUGCGUAAAACAAAUUAUAUGAAGUCAUGAAAAUAUAAGUAGCUUAAAAAGCAGAAGAUGGCCGGAUUAUAAAAUCGUGAAGUAAUAAUUGAUUCAAUAAGCCUGAAGCGAGAUGACGUUUUACCCCCCGUCUCUAGACCAUAAUAGUUUUUAGAAUUCUUUCAUAUUAAAAUUUUUGAUUCCUUAGAGAAUACAGGAACAAUAGUCAUAAUUAAA
Messenger RNA from Actinia tenebrosa (Australian red waratah sea anemone), 1361 nucleotides. RefSeq lists its product as uncharacterized. The record is from RefSeq and is a predicted model, not a curated record. Gene Ontology annotation, molecular function: protein binding. Lineage: Eukaryota; Metazoa; Cnidaria; Anthozoa; Actiniaria; Actiniidae.